AUGGAGAAGAGAUGGGCUCGAGCAGCCCUGGUCGCCUGGUUCAUCUUGUUCGUCGCCGGCUCGCAUGGGUUGGCUCGAAGUGUCAGCCGGAAGCAUAGUCACCACCGUCACAAGGCAGAUGAGAAGGCAUCGGUGGAGGAGUUGGCUGCCGGCGUUGCCACCAUCCACCGCCGUGGGCGUGCAAGAACGGGAGCUCGGUCGACGACGACAAGCGACUCGUACCAACCGGCCCCAACCCCUUGCAUAACAGAUGAAGGAAAAGAAAGCAUCAAGCAGCAGCAGCAGCAGCAGCAGCAGAAGAAGGAGAAGAAGAAGAAGAAGAAGAAGAAGAAGAAGAAGAAGAAGAAGAAGAAGAAGAAGAAGAAGAAGAAGAAGAAGAAUGAUUUUGCAUAG
Musa acuminata AAA Group (dessert banana) is the source of this 393-nucleotide messenger RNA. RefSeq lists its product as uncharacterized. Lineage: Eukaryota; Viridiplantae; Streptophyta; Magnoliopsida; Zingiberales; Musaceae. Bases 1 to 393 code for a protein of 130 amino acids. The transcript is spliced from 2 exons. The record is from RefSeq and is a predicted model, not a curated record.